UAUAAAAUUGGAGAAUGGAAGAUAGAAAUAAGCCUAAAACAAAAAUGAAUACCCCUCUAGUUUUUGGUGGGGAAAAAACGAGGGAGAAUAUAAUAUGGACUCCUCUUUUCGGCGGGGAAAAUAAAGCGCGGGAAAUGUGUGAGUCAACGCUUCACUCAGAAAUCAGAAUCGUCUGUUGAUUCCACAGUCCUUUUACUUCAUUCAACACUUCAUUCUUCUUUGUUCUGGGAAUCAUAUGUAUGCAGAAUGCAGCUGCGAAACUGCUGUGUCAGUGUCACCAAAGGCGAUGUAGUGUGGGCUAGGGUUCAAUUUCCCCACCAAUUUUGGCCCUCUCUGGUUCUCUGCACCGACUCUCUCGGCGUCUGCGUCUCCUUCUUCAACCACAAUCUCUCUCCCAGGUACGUCAUCGAAUCCGAAGUUGUUCCCUUUGAGGAAUGCUUCAGAUGGAUAAUGGGUCAUCAACAGGGCGUUAAAAAAUGCGACAUUUUCUAUGGGUCGCUUGAUUCUGCGCUAAAAUUGAUGGGUCGGAGGGUUAUUUCGAGUCUGAAAUGCCGGUGCCAAAUGAUGCCCCCGAGGAACUUUGAUGGUGUUGGUGGUGGUGGGAAUGAUGGGAGAGAAAGAUCUGAUGGGUCGAAAUCGAAUGUUUGCUUUCAGCCAUUUGUAGUUUUGGGUUUUGUUUUGAGGGUCGCUGUUGUGCCAUGGGUUGAUGAACUGGAUUUUGUUGAUGCUGUUAGAGCUGUUGCCCAGGUUCAGGCUUUUCGUGACUAUUGUUCUAUCGAGAAGAGAAUGGCUUACGAGAAGACUCAAGGAGGCAAUAAUGUGAAGCUACUUCGAUGUUCAUCAUUGGGUGAGAAAUGCACGAACUUUCUCGAGUAUCAGAUGCUUUAGAACCCCAGCAUCAAUGUCAGAUUCUAUCAGAAGAGGUGGAAAAGAUCUUGACUAUUGAUUCUAUAAAGACAUUGAACUCAAAAACCUCUGUGGUGAAAGAAAAUGUCAAAAUCUUGCGGGAGAAUCAACUUCAGAUUAUUCCACAGACCCACACUAGU
Prosopis cineraria is the source of this 1046-nucleotide messenger RNA. RefSeq lists its product as uncharacterized. The coding region runs from base 247 to 888 and encodes 213 amino acids. NCBI's taxonomy places the organism in Eukaryota, Viridiplantae, Streptophyta, Magnoliopsida, Fabales, Fabaceae. The record is from RefSeq and is a predicted model, not a curated record. The transcript has 2 exons.